Messenger RNA from Chinchilla lanigera (long-tailed chinchilla), 921 nucleotides. RefSeq names its product olfactory receptor 2G3-like. NCBI's taxonomy places the organism in Eukaryota, Metazoa, Chordata, Mammalia, Rodentia, Chinchillidae. Gene Ontology annotation, cellular component: membrane. The record is from RefSeq and is a predicted model, not a curated record. Gene Ontology annotation, molecular function: olfactory receptor activity; G protein-coupled receptor activity. Gene Ontology annotation, biological process: G protein-coupled receptor signaling pathway.
AUGAAAGUAUGCAUUCAGAGGGAAAAUGUGAGUUUUCCCAGCACUUUUGUCCUGCUGGGCUUCUCAGAGUUUCCGUGGCUGGAGGUUCCCUUCUCUGCAGUGGUCCUGCUCUCCUACAUCCUCACCCUGAUGGGGAACAGCUCCAUCAUCCUCCUCUCCCUGCUGGACCCCAGACUCCACACGCCCAUGUACUUCUUCCUGGACAACCUCUCUCUGCUGGACCUCAGUGUGACCUGCACCAUUGUGCCCCAGCUGCUGGCCAACCUGUGGGGACCAGACAAGACGAUUGCCGCUUGGGGCUGCAUCACACAGACCUAUCUUUUUAACUUGACUGCCUGUGCCGAAUGUGCCUUGCUGGCCAUCAUGGCCAUUGAUCGCUAUGUGGCCAUCUGCCGGCCCCUCAGGUACACUCUCAUCAUGCGUCCCUGGGUGUGUGUGCAGAUGGCGGCUAUCUGCUGGUCCAGUGGCCUGGCGAGUUCUCUGCUCCAAGCCACCCUCGCCCUCCAGCUCCCCCUCUGUGGACACCACACCCUGGACUGCUUCUUCUGCGAGGUGCCUGAGCUCAUCAAGCUGGCCUGCGGGGACACCACUGCUAAUGAGUUGGCCCUGGCUAUUGGAGCCAUCCCUUUUUCAGGAGUGGCUCCCCUCAUGGUAGUCAUGUCCUACACCUUUAUUGCCAGGGCCAUACUGAAGAUGCCUUCAACUGAAGGAAGGCACAAGGCGCUCAGCACCUGCAGUUCCCACUUGCUGGUGGUCACCCCGUACUUUGGCCCUGCCAUCUAUGUGUACCUGCAGCCUCCGGAAAAUCAUCAGGCCAAGUUCGUGUCCUUCUUCUACUGUGUCAUCACCCCACUGCUCAACCCACUCAUCUACACCCUGAGAAACAAGGACGUGAAAAGAGCAUGGAAGAGGGUCCUGUAA